UUGCAGGUUCCCGCUUACGCCAAGGUCAACCUGACGCUGGAAGUCAUCGGGCGCCGGGAUGACGGUUACCACGACGUUGCCACCCUCCUGCAAACCGUCGACCUGGCCGAUACCCUGACCCUGCAACCCUCUGAUGCUUUGGCGGUCACGUGCGACGACCCGGCGCUUUCUGGUGAGGCAAACAUAGUUUGGGUGGCGGCCAAUGCGCUGGCGCGACGGGCGGGCAUCACGCCAGCUGCCAGCAUCCACAUCACCAAACGCAUCCCGGUAGCGGCCGGCCUGGGCGGUGGUUCGGCGGAUGCGGCGGCGGCGCUGAUUGGUCUGAACCGCCUUUGGCAACUGAACCUGGGGUCGGAUGAAUUGGCGGAACUGGCGGCAACACUGGGCUCCGAUGUGCCGUUCCUGCUCGCCGGAGGCACAGCUCUCGCCACCGGCCGCGGCGACCGGCUCUCCGCACUGCCAGCCCUGCCGGCAACCGCCGUAUUGUUGGUGGUAUCCCGCGACACCAUUGACGCCAAAACGCCGACGCUGUACCGUGCGCUGGCCGCUGGCGAUUUCACCGACGGCGGCCACACCCACCGAUUGGCAAACCAACUGUCGCAUACCUCGCCAACGUCAACCGAUUGCCGAAAUGCUUUUGAGCGUGCCGCGCAAUCAAUCUUUCCCGGCCUCUCCGACGUAUGGGAUAUUGUGGCUUCGAUAACCAGACAUACACCUCGCCUCUCCGGCGCCGGCCCGACCAUCUUCUGUCUGCCAUCCUCCGAAACUGAGCAUAUGAGGGUUCAGGUCGCCUUGCGGAACACCGGCGCAACGGCGUACCUUGUGCGAACGCUCAAUCCGGCCCACGUCGGUAACUGA
Messenger RNA from Geodia barretti, 858 nucleotides. The record is from the annotation of a GenBank genome assembly. NCBI's taxonomy places the organism in Eukaryota, Metazoa, Porifera, Demospongiae, Tetractinellida, Geodiidae.